AUGGCACAUAUUGAGGUUGGGCACAUCUCUGCUGGCAGAGGCGCCUAUGUUCAAGUCGAGGACAUUCACAACCAUUCAUCUGACGGCCUGGGCAUCGAAGAUCGCUGCUUGCAGUCCCUAUCUAUCACGGACCCCAAACUCGACAAGCAACGAAUCGAAGCUUCGAAAGGGAGAUUGCUGGGGGAUCCGGGCAAUGGCAAGACCAUGUUGCUAUGCGGCAUCAUCGAUGAGCUGAAGAAAAACGCAGACAAUACAGUCUCCUACUUUCUCUGUCAGGCAACCGACACUCGUUUAAACAGCGCCACGGCUGUUCUACGAGGCUUGAUCCUUAUGCUUGUUCGCCGACAUAAGCGUGUCCUUCAUCACAUCACGGACCUGUACAGGGAAAAGGACGAACGCUUGUUCACAGACGCCAAUGCAAAUGAGGCCUUGAAAUGCAUCAUCACCAAAAUCUUGCACGACCUUGACACAACCAAUUUUUUCGUGAUCAUUGAUGCUCUCGACGAGUGCGUCACUGAUUUGCCGUUUCUGCUCGACGUCAUUCUUGACGCAGGCAAGUCAUCACGGGCGAAAUGGAUCAUAUCAAGUCGCAACUGGCCGGAUAUCGGAGGAACUUUGGCCGACACCAAACACCAACUACACCUUGAACUGAAUGAGGAUUUAACAUCUGCCGCUGUCGACAUAUACAUCCAGGAAAUGGUCACCGAUCUAGCUAAGCAGAAGAGUUACGACAGCGAGACACAACAUGUCGUUGAAACACAUCUAACCUCCAACGCCAAAGGAACCUUCCUCUGGGUAUCUCUCGUCUGCCAGCAACUCGCAGAGUUUGAUAAUGUGAUUAAUUGGAAUGCACAAGAAAUGCUACGCAAGUUCCCAACUGGCCUUGCCAAUCUGUAUAAGAGAAUGCUGGAUCAGAUUGACACAUACCCAAGUCCACAACAAUGCAAGCAGAUACUCGCCACUCUCUUGGUCGCGUACCGUCCUCUUGCCUUGGUAGAGCUUGGCUUCAUCCAAGGAAAGUACACUCCGGAGACUACCAAAGUGAUUGUCGAGCCCUGUGGCUCCUUUCUGUCUAUUCAAGAUGAUAUUGUCUACUUUGUGCAUCAGUCGGCAAAGGAUUAUCUUCUCGACCAGGCCGCCAACCAGAUAUUCAAGUCCAGCGUCAGAACAGAGCACCACGACAUGUUUUGUCGGUCACUAGAGUUCCUCUCGAUCUCGCUUAGACGCGAUAUAUACAAUCUGGGCGCACCGGGAGCCCUUAUUGACGAAAUUGAUCCGCCGACUCCUGACCCACUAGCCGCACUUCGGUAUUCAUGUGUAUACUGGGUUGACCAUUUCCUUGCUUCAACCUCUGACGCGAGUCAAGCCGAUGCAGAGGUAUCGCAGAAUUAUGACAGGGUCAAGGAAUUUCUUGAGAAAGAAUACCUCUAUUGGCUCGAGGCUCUUAGCCUUCUUCGAGCUUUUCCUGAAGGUCUGGCAGAAAUAAGUAAACUCGACGAGUUCAUCAGCCCAAUACCACAUAUCUCUAAAUCAUCUCCAUCGAGCCCUACCACGCCAAUAUCACUACCACGCCGCCCAAAAAAGGAGCUAGAACGCCUAGUUCGUGAUGCGCAAAUGUUUGCUUCAUACAACAGAGUGGAGAUAUCGGCGGCCCCCCCUCAAAUCUACGAUUCAGCCUUCUAUUCAGCCCGGUCCAGAGCGAGGUGCGCAAGCUCUUCGAGCAAAGAGAGUUAUCGGGGGAUAUUCGAUUGGGCCCCGACCUGGAUCUACACUGGAAUGAUCAUUUGCAGAAGCCAAAAGGUCAUACUGGCUCCAUCACCCCGCUAG
This is a messenger RNA of Grosmannia clavigera kw1407, 1827 nucleotides long. Its product is annotated as nacht nucleoside triphosphatase. The record is from RefSeq and is a predicted model, not a curated record. Bases 1 to 1827 code for a protein of 608 amino acids. NCBI's taxonomy places the organism in Eukaryota, Fungi, Ascomycota, Sordariomycetes, Ophiostomatales, Ophiostomataceae. The transcript has 2 exons.